Macadamia integrifolia is the source of this 2212-nucleotide messenger RNA. RefSeq names its product protein SICKLE-like. Gene Ontology annotation, biological process: mRNA splicing, via spliceosome; miRNA processing. The record is from RefSeq and is a predicted model, not a curated record. The transcript has 2 exons. NCBI's taxonomy places the organism in Eukaryota, Viridiplantae, Streptophyta, Magnoliopsida, Proteales, Proteaceae. Bases 976 to 1887 code for a protein of 303 amino acids.
AAACUACAGAUAUUUGAUAUCUUUCUCUUUGAAUGCGAUCUCAAUUCCAGCUAUUAUGUUGUCAAAACUGAACAGGAAAAAUGCGACUAUAGUCUUAUAGAUUGCAUGAUAAUUGCUAUUGUGAGAAUAAAGCAUAGCAGAAACCAAAAUGAAAUUCUCUUUGGAAAAAAGAUCUGUUGAUGGCCUGCCCAAACUUCCUUGUAUGGAUGGUACACCUAGUUGUGCCAUGUGGAAAGAUUACGUGGAAGUUUUGACCGUUAAAAAAUGUGGGUAAUGGUUUGGUUUAGCAAUGUGUCAAAUUUCAGGAUCUAAUUCAUCAUUUAACCUCCCAGGUAAUGGCCUGUGUGCCCAUGCACCCUUUGUGAUCCACGAAGCCUCUUGGUAGCCCCUAAAAUUUUUAUUUUUCCGUGUAGUAAAUUCCAUUUGGGCUGAACCUUGACAUGUGAACAGGGAACUGUAGGGUCUACACGCCCACCAAAUUCAGUCCCAUAUGACUGGCACAUGGCACAUCUAGAUGUGACCUCCACAUAAGUAAAUGUGGACAAGCUGGUUAUGGAUCCUUAGUCCAUUUUUUUUUUCAUCCAUGCUUAGAGUAAAAUAAAUUAAGGUGCAUUUCACUCCCUACUAAGAGACAAUUCAUGUAUUUAAUUUUAUUCUACAGUACUAAUGGCCGUUUUUGGUUGAUAGACACACACUGAUUUUUAUUGACACAUGCAGAGUAGUGAGGGCUACUCUUUACCCACCCACUGAUCUACCUAAAAUGGUUGUCCUCCAUUUGACCAGAUUAAAGUGGGUUGAUCUCACCCUCGUUUCGUCUCAGAUUAGGUUAGACAUGGACAUUUUCUGACACAGCGGUUGAACCUGUCAGAAACCAGCUGGUUAAGGCUAACCCUUGUUUAAAUACGGAGAAGCUUUGUGGUUGGGUACUUAAUCGUUGUCCUUAGUUAUAUACCUAUUUUAUAUCACUGGUGUACAAUGAUAUGUGGAGAUGCAGUAAUUUGUUGCAUAUGUAGCUUAUGUUCCUGUUUUGUCAACUCGUCCUCAUAUCAGAUGGAAGAAUCAAAGAAAAGAAGGGAAAGAUUGAAAGCAAUGCAAAUGGAGGCUGCUGAUGUUGAAGCUUCUAACAUUGCUGAUGGUUCUACACCUCCUGGUUACCUAUCCAAUCCACGUAUUGAGCCCUCUUCAGUUCCACUGGUGGAGGAGGCUGUUCCUAGGUUUGAUUUUUACACAGACCCUAUGGCAGGUUCCUCUGGUAACAAGAGGUGGAGAAGCACCAUGCAGACACCACAAAAUUAUACCUCACACACAACUAGUAGUGGGUCUCCCAUUUCUAGGUUGCCAUCGUCUCUUUCAGAUUCUUGGAGAAGUCCAGUUGGAAGUGCUAGUCCUUUUCAUGGGCACCAAGGAACUCCUCCUGGUGUCUGGAACAGAUCUGCUGGCAGGGCUGGCUAUAGCUUUCCCUUCCAUUCACCAAGAGGUCGUAGCUUCUCCAGUCCGCCUCCUGGAUGGGGUGGUAGCCAUAGUCCUUAUUCUGGAAGAGGAAGCAAUCAUAAGUUCAGUAACAGCCCCAGCUUUGGUUCAGGACGAGGUGGUGGAAGAGGGCGUGGUUUACAUGCUAUUGCCUCAGCACACGAGAAACCAUAUAUGUUCUACAACAAGACUAUGCUAGAAGACCCAUGGAGGCUGUUGACACCAGUUGUAAGAAUUUCAGUUCUACCAGUUAGCACUCAGCAUACCCAUGAUUCACCAAGAUCUUGGCUUCCGAAUUCACUUCUAAAGAAGGCUAGAGAUUCAGAAGCAGUCAAUGAGUCUAACUCUCAAUCAAGCCUCGCUGAAUGCCUAGCUGCCUCUUUCGAGGAGGCUGUUAAUGAUGCAACAAGUAUUUAAGAUCUAGGGAUAGCCGUGAACGUGGGCUACUUUUAUAGAUCUCUUUGCUAUGCUUAUGAUCUCAGAAUGAGUUUGGUCUCUUUUGAAAAAUCUACUGUUCCUCUACUGCCAAAAGCUCCAAAGGUAGCUGAGGAAGAUCUCAAAGAAAAGGGUGGCCAUGAGCAAGUAUGCCAAGGCAUGUAAUUUAUUUGGCAUCAGUUUGGUCCAGAAUUGUGAGAAGCUUAAUACACCUCUCCCCUUAAGGAAGUUACUAAUGAAUGUGUCUUGAUGUUUGAUUGUUUGUCAUUAUGAAUGGAAGUGGAAAAAGUGGCAAUAUUUUAUGUUU